AUGUCCAGUCUGGCCGCGGCCCGCGCCGACAACUUCUACUACCCGCCGGGAUGGCGGCCCGAGAUGGGCGGUAUCAACAAGUUCCAGAAGUCUCAUCCGCUCGGGAAGCGGGCCAAGGACAUCAAGGACGGUAUCCUCGUCGUCCGCUUCGAGAUGCCCUUUGAUGUCUGGUGCAUGCACUGCGAGACGCACAUUGGGCGCGGCGUGCGCUACAAUGCCAAGAAGACCAAAGUGGGCAUGUAUCACUCGACGAUCCUGUACGAGUUUGCGCUCAAGUGUGCGACGUGCCAAGGCAUCAUGCUUGUCCAGAACGACCCGCAGGCCUGUGGCUACAAGCUCGUAUCUGGCAUCCGCAAGAAGACACAGGUGGACGACAUUCCGAUCGGAUCGCACGACGACGAGACCAUCGAGGCUCUGAACGCGCCCGAGGUCGGCAUCGCGAUGGCCGCCGACCCGUUCUUCAAGCUCGAGCACGAGAAGAAAGACCGAACCGUGGCCAAGAAGCGCGCCGGGGCGCUCGAGAGCCUCCUCGCACUCAACGACAAGGUGUCCGACCAGUAUCAAUCGAACGCCAACCUCCGCGCCAGCUUUCGCGCCGAGAAGAAGGUGCUGAAGCGCAAGGCCGACGAAGCCCGCCGACUCAACGUAUCGAUUCCGCUUCUGGACGUCCACAUCGACGACGUUGUGGCUGCCAAGACGGCUGUCUUUACGAACCUGACCAAACGCGCCAAGAAGACUGGCACCACUGCGCGGCGCCCCGCCACGAAGGACCCGUUCGCCAACUUUGGAGCGUCGUCGAGCUUGCCACGUCACUCGACAUAUCACACGCAUCGCAAGCAUUGA
Molecule: messenger RNA, 843 nt
Organism: Saprolegnia parasitica CBS 223.65
Lineage: Eukaryota; Oomycota; Saprolegniomycetes; Saprolegniales; Saprolegniaceae
Exons: 3
Coding region: 1-843 (280 amino acids)
Biological process (GO): mRNA splicing, via spliceosome
Cellular component (GO): post-mRNA release spliceosomal complex; U2-type spliceosomal complex
Source: RefSeq, a predicted model, not a curated record